Messenger RNA from Aspergillus glaucus CBS 516.65, 1218 nucleotides. RefSeq lists its product as uncharacterized. Gene Ontology annotation, molecular function: alcohol-forming very long-chain fatty acyl-CoA reductase (NADP+) activity. The record is from RefSeq and is a predicted model, not a curated record. NCBI's taxonomy places the organism in Eukaryota, Fungi, Ascomycota, Eurotiomycetes, Eurotiales, Aspergillaceae. Gene Ontology annotation, cellular component: peroxisome. The coding region runs from base 1 to 1218 and encodes 405 amino acids. The transcript is spliced from 4 exons. Gene Ontology annotation, biological process: long-chain fatty-acyl-CoA metabolic process.
AUGGAGGGGGUGUACCUACAUGAUGCGAGAUCCUUCUUGGGAACUGCGACGUUAACCCGGAUUCUCAGCAAAACCUCCCCCAAGCGUAUAUACGUGCUCUGUCGGCGGGGCUACGAGGGGGCACGGGAGAGAUGGACCUCGUUAUUACCGGACUCCAUUGCGGAAGCAUUACUCUGCAGCCCAAAAAUAACCAUCGUAGAUGGCGAUAUCAUUGCUGAGAAAAUGAGUCUUUCGGAUGAGAUGUGGAACACCCUCGAGCAAACCGUGAACAUAACCAUCCAUAGCGCGUCAUCUAUCAACCUGCUCAGUGGAUUGCCAAAGAUGUCUCGCUCUGUGAUACAGCCAACUCUAGAGCUGGCAGAAUGCUCGUUAAAGUUUCGAAACCUGGAACGCUUUGUCUAUAUAUCAACAGCGUACUGCAACACACACUUAUGGAGAUUGACCGAAGCUGCCGACGUUCCCGGACAAGCCACGAAUACCGCUUUUACGAUUUCCCCCUUUGCAUAUGCAUACGCUAAAAACUUGACCGAACGGCUUAUCACACACAAAUUCAACAAGCAUGACAUUUCAAACAAACUGCUAAUUAUCAGACCAUCCGUCAUUGCUCCAGCCAUUGAAUUCCCUUAUCAGGGCUUCUCUUCUCCCGCCUCGACGCCAUCGACCGUCCUUGCAGCCUCUAUUGUUCUGUACCCCGGUCGCCACAUGGUAAUUGUAGGAAGAUGCCAGGACCCGUGGAAAGAAACGACCAUGGACGAGGUCCCCAUCGAUGUGGUUGUUGAUCGUCUGCUUAUACAUACGGCGUUUGCAACCAGCGGCUGCAUCCAUGCUGUUCGAGGAGAGAAUGAGCGUUUUCCCUUCGAAGCCUGGUGGAAACCGCUUAUGGGUGAACGCCGGAUUCCCUGGAGAGUCAAGCCGGCUUGGAAGGAAGUGGACUGGCAUUCUUCGAAGUUGCAUCCUUCUGCGAGGAUCUAUAAAGUCCUAGGGGCUUCUUUUGCGUUUUCACAGGAGAGGACUCUUGAGUUGGGCGAGCGUCUUCGUGAGAAAGGAAGGGGUGAUUUGCGAUUGUUUGAGCCGGCGGGGGAAGUUUAUUCGCUUACAUCGAGGAGAGAUGAUAUUCGCCAGAUGGCGAUGGCCAUAGUGAAGAGGAAUAAGUGGCCUAAGUGUUUGGUCAAAUUGCUUUGCCGUAAAGGCAAUGAGGAGCGGUACAAGUCUAUAUGA